Molecule: messenger RNA, 1139 nt
Organism: Daphnia carinata
Lineage: Eukaryota; Metazoa; Arthropoda; Branchiopoda; Diplostraca; Daphniidae
Product: chymotrypsinogen A-like
Exons: 6
Coding region: 13-834 (273 amino acids)
Biological process (GO): proteolysis
Molecular function (GO): serine-type endopeptidase activity
Source: RefSeq, a predicted model, not a curated record
AACAACGUUGUGAUGUGCCGUUUCAUUUACAUCCUUCUCCUUUGGAACUGGGCGACGCAAGCUAAUGCAGCUUCCAUCGCCGACGUCCCUUCCUUCCGUCCAAGUCGAAUAGUCAACGGGGAAAAAGCCCGAAAUGGCGAGGAGACGUGGCAAAUUUCUUUGCAGUUAUCAACUGGCGGCGUCGGACCAAAUAGACAAAGGACAAUGUCUCAUUUUUGCGGAGGAACAUUGGUUAAUGACAGAUGGGUUGUAACGGCUGCACACUGCGUUUAUAAGAAAAUGUACAUCACGUCCGACAACUUAUUUGUCGUCUUUAAUACAACGAACAUGAAACACCCUGACGUUCCUAAUAUUGGCGUGGAAAAGAUCAUUUCAGCGGAAUACAAUGAGGUGACUAAAGAAAACGAUAUUGCUCUGAUAAAGCUCGAAGCAGCAGUGCCAACGUCGGGCGCCGUUUCACUGCCACCUGCUUCUUAUGAAGCCAAUGGGACCUGCACGGUAAGCGGUUGGGGCUUCCACAAGGUCAAUGCUGGGUCCACACCUAACCAUUUGAUGGCCGCGAAUGUAACGAUUUUGACUAGAGAAGAUUGCCAAGCACGUUUCGGUUCCCAGUAUACAAUCUAUCCUGGAAUGCUUUGUGCUGGUGGUGGAGAGACAGAUGCUUGCCAAGGAGAUUCUGGAGGUCCUCUAGUAUGCACAAAUUCAACAGGUGAAAAUGUCUUGGCGGGAAUAGUGAGUUGGGGAAUCGGAUGCGCAACACCUAAUAUUCCUGGUGUUUACACUAACGUGGUUGAAUACGCUAACUGGAUUCAGCAGAUAAUGAAAAACAAUUAAGACUCUCAGCUCCACAUACCGUCUUCAGAAAUUUCUAGCUGUCUCUUCACCAACAAUUUAUUAGCAAUUUGAUACUUAUUAUUCACAAAUGACUUGAUUUUUUUCUGGAUUGUUUGUCGUUUUGUCCUCUUCGUCUUCACUGUCAGACACGGAACUGGCGCUGGAUAAACAAUCAGAAUCGUUUCCUGCAUCUACAGCUUCUGCUGCUGACGAUUUCUAAAACAAUUUCAUUAAAAUAUAAGUACAAUUUGGCACGCAAUAAAAAGCACUUAUUGGCGAUAUAUAUGAAUAAUUGGUUUAAAACA